Molecule: messenger RNA, 5785 nt
Organism: Arabidopsis arenosa
Lineage: Eukaryota; Viridiplantae; Streptophyta; Magnoliopsida; Brassicales; Brassicaceae
Source: the annotation of a GenBank genome assembly
UUUGCUUUUUCCCCAGAAGAACCAUAAAGUAUGAUUUCUUCUUGAAGCCAAUAUCAGAAUCUCUCAAUCUAUCGUCUAGGGUGAUUUCUGGGUUCGAACGAAAAUGGCUUCAUCGAAGAGGCAAUUGAAGGCCAUGCUCCGCAAGAAUUGGCUCCUCAAAACUCGUCAUCCCUUCGUUACUUCAGCUGAGAUUUUGCUUCCGACUCUUGUAAUGUUGCUGUUGAUAGCCGUCAGGACUCGGGUUGACACCACAAUUCACCCGGCUCGCUCGAACAUAGAGAAAGAUACAGUCGUCGAAGUGGGCAAAGGCAACUCUCCUAGUUUUCCACAAGUUUUGAAGCUUCUGCUUGCUGAGGGGGAAUUUUUAGCUUUUGCACCUGACACUGAUGAAACAAAUAACAUGAUCGAUAUUUUGUCUCUUAAGUUUCCGGAACUGCGGCUAGUUACUAAAAUUUUUAAAGAUGACAUAGAGCUGGAAACUUAUAUAACCUCUGCUCAUUAUGGUGUCUGCACCGAAGUGAGGAAUUGUUCGAAUCCAAAAAUAAAAGGAGCAGUGGUAUUCCAUGAACAAGGACCUCAUUUGUUUGAUUAUAGCAUCCGCUUGAACCACACAUGGGCAUUCGCAGGAUUCCCUAAUGUCAAGUCGAUCAUGGACACAAAUGGACCUUAUAUCAAUGAUCUGGAAAUGGGGAUUAAUACCAUACCAACAAUGCAAUACAGCUUCAGCGGAUUCUUGACUCUUCAGCAGGUGGUAGACUCUUUCAUUAUAUUUGCUUCUCAGCAAAAUAUCGACUUGCCAUUAUCACAUUCAAAUCUUGGUUCAGCUCUAAGCUUUGAGCUGCCAUGGACUCUGUUUAGCCCCUCUGUGAUAAGAAUGGUUCCAUUUCCAACCCGCGAAUACACUGAUGAUGAGUUUCAAUCUAUUAUCAAAAGCGUAAUGGGAUUGUUGUACCUUCUGGGAUUUCUGUUUCCAAUCUCCCGGCUUAUCAGCUACUCUGUUUUUGAGAAGGAACAGAAAAUAAGAGAGGGACUUUACAUGAUGGGCUUGAAGGAUGAGAUCUUUCAUUUGUCGUGGUUUAUCACAUAUGCAUUGCAGUUUGCAUUGUGCUCUGGGAUUAUUACAGCUUGUACGAUGGGAAGUCUCUUUAAGUAUAGUGAUAAGACAUUAGUCUUCACAUACUUCUUUUUAUUUGGGCUCAGCGCAAUCAUGCUCUCAUUUAUGAUAUCAACAUUUUUCACUCGAGCAAAGACAGCUGUGGCAGUUGGGACCCUAACCUUUCUCGGAGCCUUCUUCCCUUACUACACUGUAAACGAUGAAUCUGUCUCCAUGGUAUUGAAGGUAGUUGCUUCUUUGCUUUCGCCUACUGCAUUUGCUCUUGGGUCAAUCAACUUUGCUGAUUAUGAGCGUGCACAUGUUGGACUUCGUUGGAGCAAUAUAUGGCGGGCAUCUUCUGGAGUAAGCUUUUUUGUCUGCCUCUUAAUGAUGUUGCUCGACUCUAUUCUUUACUGCGCACUUGGACUUUAUCUGGACAAGGUCCUCCCCAGAGAAAAUGGUGUGCGGUACCCAUGGAACUUCAUCUUCAGCAAGUGUUUUGGGAGGAAGAAAAAAACCUUCCAGAAUCGCAUUCCAGGUCUCGAAACUGAUAUGUUUCCGGAGGAUAUAGAGGUUAUUCAGGGAGAGCCUUUUGAUCCUGUUAUUGAAUCAAUAAGCCUGGAAAUGAGGCAACAAGAGCUUGAUGGGAGGUGCAUACAAGUUAGAAAUCUGCAUAAGGUCUAUGCCUCAAGAAGGGGAAAUUGUUGUGCAGUUAAUUCAUUGCGACUUACAUUAUACGAGAACCAGAUACUUUCACUUCUGGGACAUAAUGGAGCUGGUAAAAGCACAACAAUAUCAAUGCUUGUUGGCCUUCUUCCCCCAACGUCUGGAGAUGCCCUGAUACUUGGAAACAGUAUCAUAACAAACAUGGAUGAGAUACGGAAAGAACUAGGUGUUUGCCCUCAGCAUGACAUCCUCUUUCCAGAACUGACAGUUAGAGAACACUUGGAGAUGUUUGCGGUUCUUAAAGGUGUUGAAGAAGAUUCCUUGAAGAGCACAGUUGUUGAUAUGGCGGAGGAAGUGGGAUUGUCCGAUAAAAUUAGUACACUUGUGCGGGCACUUUCCGGAGGCAUGAAGAGGAAAUUGUCACUUGGAAUCGCAUUGAUAGGUAACAGUAAGAUCGUCAUUCUCGAUGAACCAACCAGUGGAAUGGAUCCGUACUCAAUGCGUCUUACAUGGCAGUUAAUUAAGAAAAUUAAAAAGGUGUUGUGGCAGUUCGAUUUCCUGAAGCAUCACUAUGGGGUUGGUUACACUCUUACGCUAGUAAAGACUUCUCCAGCUGUCUCUGUUGCCGCACGUAUAGUUCAUCGUCAUAUUCCAUCAGCAACCUGUGUGAGUGAGGUGGGAAACGAAAUUUCUUUCAAGCUGCCUUUGGCUUCCUUGCCUUGUUUCGAAAACAUGUUCAGAGAAAUCGAAAGUUACAUGAAGAAUUCUGUUGACAGAUCUAAGAUUAGUGAGAUUGAGGACUCAGAUUAUCCUGGUAUUCAGAGUUAUGGUAUAUCUGUCACGACACUUGAAGAGGUGUUUCUGAGAGUUGCUGGCUGUAACUUAGAUAUCGAAGAUAAGCAGGAAGAAAUAUUUGUUUCUCCUGAUACCAAGGCUUCUCUGGUAUGCAUUGGAUCUAAUCAGAAAAGUAUUAUGCAACCCAAGUUGCUAGAAAGUUGUAAUGAGGGGGCUAGAGUUAUAAUUACCUCAGUUGCAAAAGCUUGCAGAUUAAUUGUUGCUGCAGUUUGGACUCUCAUUGGAUUCAUUAGCAUGCAAUGUUGUGGUUGUUCCAUUAUCUCGAGGACAAUGUUUUGGCAGCAUUGCAAAGCAUUGUUCAUAAAAAGAGCCAGAUCUGCUUCCAGAGACCGCAAAACAGUGGCAUUCCAAUUCAUCAUUCCUGCAGUUUUCUUGCUUUUUGGCCUUCUUUUUCUUCAGCUCAAGCCACAUCCUGAUCAGAAAUCCAUAACUUUGACAACUGCAUAUUUUAAUCCUCUCCUGAGCGGCAACGGUGGUGGUGGUCCGGUUCCUUUUGAUCUGUCUGAGCCAAUUGCCAAAGAGGUUUCUCAAUAUAUCGAAGGAGGCUGGAUUCAGCACUUGAGGAAUACUUCAUAUAAAUUUCCUAAUCCAAAAGAGGCACUGGCUGAUGCAAUUGAUGCAGCAGGUCCCACGUUGGGCCCCACUCUACUUUCAAUGAGCGAAUUUCUGAUGUCUAGUUUUGAUCAGUCCUACCAGUCAAGGUAUGGGGCAAUUUUAAUGGAUGGCCAGCAUCCAGAUGGGAGUUUAGGAUACACCGUAUUACACAACGGUACUUGUCAGCAUGCUGGUCCAAUCUACAUCAAUGUUAUGCAUGCUGCGAUUCUCCGACUUGCUACGGGUAACAAGAAUAUGACAAUUCAAACCCGAAACCAUCCUUUGCCCCCUACAAAAACUCAGCGCCUACAGCGUCAUGAUUUGGAUGCCUUUUCCGCUGCAAUUAUCGUUAAUAUUGCGUUCUCCUUCAUCCCGGCCUCCUUUGCUGUUCCCAUUGUUAAGGAGCGGGAGGUGAAAGCAAAACAUCAACAGCUUAUCAGUGGGGUUUCUGUUCUUUCAUACUGGUUAUCAACGUACGUAUGGGAUUUCAUCAGUUUCUUAUUUCCGUCAACAUUUGCAAUAAUCCUCUUCUACGCUUUUGGUCUGGAACAGUUUAUCGGAAUAGGACGGUUUCUUCCGACUGUUCUUAUGCUCCUGGAGUAUGGCUUGGCAAUUGCAUCAUCAACGUACUGUCUUACAUUUUUCUUCACCGAGCAUAGCAUGGCUCAGAAUGUUAUUCUUAUGGUGCACUUCUUCUCUGGUCUUAUCCUUAUGGUUAUCUCAUUUGUUAUGGGCCUUAUUCCAGCGACUGCUAGUGCAAAUUCAUAUCUAAAGAACUUCUUCAGAUUAUCACCAGGAUUUUGCUUCUCUGAUGGAUUGGCUUCAUUAGCUCUUCUAAGGCAGGGGAUGAAAGACAAAUCUAGUCAUGGGGUGUUUGAAUGGAACGUCACUGGAGCGUCCAUCUGUUACCUGGGUUUGGAGAGUAUAUUCUACUUCCUUGUGACGCUGGGGCUUGAGCUCAUGCCUUUCCAAAAGGUGAUGUCGUUCUCAAUUGGGGAGUGGUGGCAGAAUUUCAAAGCUUUCAAACAGGGUGCUGGUUCUAGUUCUACAGAGCCACUUCUCAAGGAUUUGCCUGGAGCCAUUUCUGCUGAUAUGAAGGAUGACAUAGACGUGCAAGAGGAAAGAGACAGGGUGAUUUCGGGGUUGACAGACAACACCAUGUUCUACUUACAGAACCUAAGGAAGGUCUAUCCUGGUGACAAACAUCACGGCCCAAAAGUAGCUGUACAGUCUUUGACUUUCUCGGUCCAAGCAGGAGAAUGUUUUGGCUUUUUAGGGACGAAUGGAGCUGGGAAGACUACUACCUUGUCUAUGUUAUCUGGAGAAGAAACUCCAACUAGUGGAACUGCCUUCAUCUUUGGGAAAGACAUCGUAGCGAGUCCCAAAGCUAUUCGUCAGCAUAUUGGCUACUGCCCCCAGUUUGACGCUUUAUUCGAGUACUUGACUGUGAAGGAGCACCUUGAACUUUAUGCAAGGAUCAAAGGAGUAGUUGAUUAUAGAAUUGAUAAUGUGGUUACGGAAAAGUUAGUCGAGUUUGACUUGUUGAAACAUUCUCACAAGCCAUCGUUCACUCUUAGCGGCGGAAACAAGCGCAAACUAUCUGUUGCUAUUGCAAUGAUUGGAGAUCCUCCUAUUGUCAUCCUCGAUGAACCAUCUACAGGUAUGGAUCCUGUUGCCAAAAGAUUCAUGUGGGAUGUGAUAUCCCGCUUGUCGACAAGGAGUGGAAAGACAGCGGUCAUUCUGACUACUCAUAGCAUGAAUGAAGCUCAAGCACUUUGCACUAGGAUCGGGAUCAUGGUGGGAGGCCGCCUAAGAUGCAUAGGUAGUCCACAACACUUAAAGACACGCUACGGAAACCACCUUGAGUUAGAGGUCAAACCCAAUGAAGUCAGCAAUGAGGAAUUGGAGAACUUUUGCCAAAUAAUUCAGCAGUGGCUGUUUAACGUUCCUACGCAGCCUAGAAGUUUGCUGGGUGAUCUCGAAGUUUGUAUAGGUGUCUCUGACUCGAUUACUCCUGAUACAGCUUCAGCAUCAGAAAUCAGUUUGUCACCAGAAAUGGUACAAAGCAUUGCCAAGUUUCUUGGUAAUGAGCAGAGAGUGAGUACUCUAGUACCUCCAUUGCCUGAGGAAGAUGUGCGAUUCGAUGACCAGUUAUCAGAGCAGCUGUUUCGAGAUGGUGGUAUUCCACUUCCAAUAUUUGCCGAGUGGUGGCUAACCAAAGAAAAGUUUUCAGCAUUGGAUUCUUUCAUACAAUCUUCGUUUCCUGGUGCAACAUUCAAAAGCUGCAAUGGACUGAGUAUCAAGUACCAGUUGCCAUUUGGAGAAGGAGGAUUGUCACUUGCGGAUGCCUUUGGACACCUUGAAAGAAACCGGAAUCGGCUGGGAAUAGCUGAAUACAGCAUAAGUCAAUCCACACUUGAGACCAUAUUCAAUCAUUUUGCAGCUAACUCAUAGCCAGUGAAACCAUUAUCGCGGCUUGUAUAACCAAAACCCUUCGUGACCAUAGCCCAAAGAGAGAUCUGAUCACUCAUAAUCUCAUUUACCCAACAUAGUUGUAAAUAUAUAUGACAUAUACAU